AAAAAUUCAUCUUUCCCAUAUUUUCUCUCUCCCAACCUCUUUUAGCUCCCGUUUGAAAAAAAAAAAAAAACCUCUUUUAGCUCUUCUUUCUUUCUCUCAAGUCUCAACCUUUAAGAAAUUAAUUCAAGGUGGGUUUCGUCGGAUUUGUGGGGUUUUCGUAGUAGUUUCCGUCGAAUUUGUGGGGGGUUUCGUGGCUUGGGUUUUGUAAGGUUGGUUGGAAUUACGAGGACAUUUUCGCGAGGGUGUUAGCCUAGGUUUCGUGAGGGUGGUGGCCUGGGUUUGAGAUGGUGGUCGGAUUUUUUAGGGCUUUCAUGGGGGUGGUUGAAUUCGUGGGUUUUUCAUGAGGGUGAUUGGAUCUGUGGGCGUGGGUCUCAUGGAGGUGGAAAUUUCAUGGGAGUGUGGAUGCAGUGGUGGUAGCAAGGCGGUGUGGGUGCCUAGGUGGUUGUGCGAUGGUGGGUUGGGUGGUGGUCAGAUUUUUCUAGCAAUUUUCUGCUUAAUUUAAUUGUUUUUUUACUGUGAAGGAUGGUUUUUUUUUGUUAUGUUUCAAAAAAAAAAAAAAGGAUGGCUUUGUUAUGAAUUAUUGUUUAGUUUAGUUACUAUGAAUUGUUGUUUUAUUAUUAAUUAUUGUUUAGUUGCAUGUUGGAUAUUCAUGUGCUUGUGACUGUUGUAGAUGAUGAAUUUGACAACUUUGAUAUGGAUUUUGUUUAGUUUGAUUAUAUUUUUGAUUCUAGAUCAGAGAUCAUCAUUAUGUUUAAUUUGUUGUACUGAUUUUAGGAGAAUUUGGUCAAAUGGUGAUAUGGGUUAUUAGUUGUUGAAUUCGAAUGUUCAAUUAUCAAUAAAUUACAGCUAAAAUGUAGUUUAAUGUGUAAGUUCCACUAAAUUGAUUAUUAUAUAUGUAAUAAUAAUAAAAAAAUAUAUAUUUGCUUGCAAAUUACCUGUUGUAGCAAGUUACUCGCCGGAAAAGUAAACUUAGGCAGGUAAGAGUACCCAAUUUGCCACAAGCCAAAGUUGAGUACCCAAUCUGCAACUUUGGCCAAAGUUUAGUACCCACUUUUUAUAUUUACUCUUAUUUGUAGUCUGAUGAUUUAUGUAUGAAUUAACUUGUUUAAUGAACAAUUUGUAGGAAUCUACAGUUUCCCACCUUUUUUUUUCUACACCCCAAAAUUGGUAUGACAGCUUAACUUAACACAUUAUUAGAAGCAAAGAACAUUUUAUAUACUAAACUAUAUACUAACUUAAAUUCAACUAAAAUAAUCCAAAUAUCUUCUCUUUAAAUAAUUACUCUCUAAAACCCAUCUCUCCCAAAUAUUUGGAACCCACAAUUAAUAAAAAUUAAGAUUAAAUAUUAACAUUUCCAAGUUUAGAUGUCUUGAGUUACAUACAAGAAAUCAAAAAGCAAAAGUUUAUAUUAGAAAGAAGAAAAGAAGGAUAAAUUGGAUUGUUUACAGAAUCUUCAAAGUAGUACAUACUAAAUGUUAAUUCUAACACCAAAAAUGAAGCAAUCUAAGUCCAUUUUCUGAUCCUAUAUAAAAAGAAACAGCUACAAACUGAUAUAAUCAUCAUAACAAACCCCUCGAUUUCGAGCACAUUGCAUUCGUACCUCACCCCCUUAAACCUCGAAAAAUAUGGCUGUUCCACAAGGUACUACAACUAAAAAAAGAAGUCCAAUUACACUAUGUGCCAUAUGUUGUCUAGCAUUGAUCGUGAUCGUGGGGCUUGCAAUCCUCAUAACUUGGCUAGCCAUUAAGCCGAAGAAGAUUCAGUACUCUAUCGAUGAAGGCUGGAUCAGGGACUACAACUUGAACAACAGUCGUCUAACAUCCACAUUCAAUUUUGUCAUAAGGACAUAUAAUCCCAACAAUAAGGCCAAGAUAUACUAUGACAGAAUGGAUGUCACAGUGUACUAUCGAGGCCAGAAUGUGUCCUACGAUGAUAUGGACCCUUUUCGACAACCUAAGAAGAAUGUCACCAGGCUCAUGUAUCAGAAAAAUACUAAGGAUGUUGUACUGUCAUCAGAUUCUGCUCAGCAUCUGAAACUCGAGAGGACUGGUGGACAGGUUGAUCUUGAUGUAAAGAUCAACGCGAAGAUUAGGUUCAAGGUAGGAGUGUUCAAAACUCGACAUUAUAAAUUAAAGGUAUUAUGCUCCCCUGUGGUUGUUAACUUCUCGAAUGAUAAGAGGUUUCAGAAGACAGACUGCGAUGUCGACUACUGAUAUAUAUAUAUUUAUUCUGCACUGAUUAGUUUGAUGUCAUAUAUACAUUGGUUUUUUUUUUUUUUUUCUUUGUUUUCGUUUGUUUUUUUUUUUUUUUAUUGAUUGUAUUCUUCGAUUCAUUGGCACUCACUAGUUUUAUGUGUUUUUGUUGUUUCUUUUCUGAUUUGAAUAUUUCUUCUUGUUUUCUAAGAGAAAUGAGCUGGGGAUUGUACUGAUGAACAUCAUUUUGCUGUUUGUGUAAAAAUUUAUGUUUAAUGAAAUUGUUCAAAUGUUUAAAAGCUUUAAUAUAUUUGUGUAUA
This is a messenger RNA of Chenopodium quinoa (quinoa), 2512 nucleotides long. RefSeq lists its product as uncharacterized. Lineage: Eukaryota; Viridiplantae; Streptophyta; Magnoliopsida; Caryophyllales; Amaranthaceae. The record is from RefSeq and is a predicted model, not a curated record. Bases 1626 to 2213 code for a protein of 195 amino acids. The transcript has a single exon. Gene Ontology annotation, biological process: defense response to other organism.